CCCAAUGUAUGUACGAUGUGUUCAGGAGUUUUAGAGGCGAGGAUACUCGUAAGACUUUCACUGAUCAGCUUUACAAAGCUUUGGUGGAUGAGGGUUAUCGAACAUUCAGAGAUGGUAAUGAAAUUGAAAGAGGGGAAGAUAUUAAAUCUGAAUUGGAUAAAGCAAUUCAUAGCUCAAAGAGUUCAAUUAUCGUCUUGUCAAAAAAUUAUGCAACGUCUAGUUGGUGCCUUAAUGAGCUUGUCAUGAUUUUUGAAAACAAGAGGAAAAGAGGACAUGCUAUAUUGCCAGUUUUCUACUAUGUAGAUCCGCUCGAUGUUGGAAAGCAAAUGGGGAGAUUUGCUACUGCAUUUUCUAGUUAUGAACAACAAAUAAUGGAACAAUCUGAUUAAGGUAAAGAGGAGUGGAUCGAGAAGAUCAAACGGUGGAGGGCAGCACUCAGGGAAGUGGCU
Messenger RNA from Solanum tuberosum (potato), 449 nucleotides. Its product is annotated as TMV resistance protein N-like. Bases 9 to 389 code for a protein of 126 amino acids. The transcript has a single exon. Lineage: Eukaryota; Viridiplantae; Streptophyta; Magnoliopsida; Solanales; Solanaceae. The record is from RefSeq and is a predicted model, not a curated record. Gene Ontology annotation, biological process: signal transduction.